Molecule: messenger RNA, 5009 nt
Organism: Pyrgilauda ruficollis (rufous-necked snowfinch)
Lineage: Eukaryota; Metazoa; Chordata; Aves; Passeriformes; Passeridae
Gene: CRISPLD2
Product: cysteine rich secretory protein LCCL domain containing 2
Exons: 14
Coding region: 384-1712 (442 amino acids)
Cellular component (GO): extracellular region
Source: RefSeq, a predicted model, not a curated record
CACCCCUCUGCUCGUGGCUUUUCCCCCUUUUCCCCUCCCUCUCCUCGUUCUUGCUCCACGCCCGUGGUCACAGGGAUGGUCCCGGGUUCUCCCCUCUGCCUGGAGAGCAUAAAUACCACUGGGGAGCUCUGCGAGACUGCACUUGGUCCGAGUUGCUGAGCCCAGACCUUGCACAUCUCGUGCCUCCUGAGGCUUAUUCCAUCCUUUUCCCCCCCUCCUCCUCGUUUAAAUAUUUCAGAGACAUUAAUUUAUUUCCCACAAGCAGGCUUGGAGGAGCUGCAAUUACCUGGAGACUUGGAAGUACUCAGCAAGACCUGCACUGAGCCACGGGAGUCCCUGCAGCAAAACCCACCAUCACCUUCAUCUCUGCUUCUGCUGGCAGCAUGACUCCUGCCCUGCCUUGGAUCAUUCCUCUUGGAUGUGUGCUGCUGCUGACAAAGACAGCUGAGUGCUUUAUCCUGCCCAACUCGAGCCACCUGGAGAGCAUCCUGAGUAAAUACCAGGAUGGGGAAGCUCACUCCAGGUCCAAGAGAGCCAUUUUAUUCUCAGACAGACAGGAGAUACUGAUGCUCCACAAUAAAUUAAGAGGUCAGGUGUAUCCAGUGGCCUCCAACAUGGAAUACAUGACCUGGGAUGAGGAGCUGGAGCGGUCAGCACACGCCUGGGCUCAGCAGUGCAUCUGGGACCACGGGCCCAGCGACCUCAUCAGGUCAAUUGGGCAGAACCUGGCAGUCCACUGGGGCAGGUAUCGAUCUCCAGCAUUCCAUGUGCAGUCCUGGUAUGAUGAAGUGAAGGAUUACACCUUCCCAUACCCCCACGAGUGCAACCCCUGGUGCCCAGACAGGUGUACGGGUGCCAUGUGCACACAUUACACCCAGAUAGUCUGGGCCACCACCAACAGGAUUGGCUGUGCUGUGAAUGUCUGCAAGCAGAUGAACGUGUGGGGGGAGAUUUGGGAGAACGCUGUCUACCUGGUCUGCAACUACUCCCCCAAGGGCAACUGGAUUGGAGAAGCUCCAUACAAGACCGGCCGUCCCUGCUCCGAGUGCCCGCCGAGCUACGGGGGGAGCUGCCAGAACAACCUCUGCUACAAAGCACAAGUCAUUACCUGUGAAACCAAGAUGAGAGACAAGUGCAGAGGCUCAACGUGCAACAGGUAUUUGUGCCCAGCUGGCUGCUUGUACAGUAAGGGAAAGAUCUUUGGAACAUUUUAUUACGAAAGUUCCUCCAGCAUAUGUCGUGCUGCAAUCCACUAUGGAAUCCUGGACAACAAAGGAGGGCUGGUGGAUAUCACGAGGAAAGGGAGGACACCUGCUUUUGUGAAGUCCACCAGGAAUGGUGUGGAGUCAUUCAGGUACUUUUCCAAAGUCACAACACAGACUCUGGAUUGUUACACCACAGUAGCUGAGCUGUGCCACUUCAAAAAGCCAGCGAGCCACUGCCCAAGGAUUUACUGCCCAGCCCACUGUAAGGACGAGCCGUCGUACUGGGCGCCCGUGUUCGGCACCAACGUUUACGCCGAUAGCUCCAGUAUCUGCAAAACUGCAGUGCACGCAGGGGUCAUUUCAGAUGAAAGAGGAGGCUUUGUGGACGUGAUGCCUGUAGAAAAGAAGAAAACCUACGUUGGCUCCUUAAAGAACGGCGUCCAGUCAGAGAGCUUGAAGAACCCUUCAGAUGGGAACGCCUUCCGAAUCUUUGCUGUGAAGCAGUAAAAACCCCCAGGGAAGGUGCAGGUUUCUUUGGGAGAGCUCUCUGUUGAUCUCCAGAGACGCCAAAGCUCCUCUGAACGGCAUCAGCUCUGCCCGUACCCUCCUUGCCGAUCUCCUUCAGGGAAUUCCAAAAGAAAAGGGGAAAAAAAAAAUACCCCCAAAAAAAGACCCCAGGUUCUGACUCAGCUGUUGGCAUCUCAUCGCACCUGUGCAGCGUUGUAUCUUUUUGUCUCGUGUUUUUUGUUUCUCUAGGGGCAUUCAGCGACCAUAAACUGUUGUAAGUUUCAUUUUACCAGAGGUGUUGCUAUGCAGGACGGCGGUGGCUCCAUAUGCAGCAGAUUCAGGGAUCUCAGCCUGGCCCUGGAUGGUGUUUUUAGGGUGUGAAGCUUCUCCUGGGAUGGGUGUGAGGAUGAGCAGACUCGGGAGUGAGCGGCUGUCCAGGUGCUGGACACUUUGAAAUGAGAAGCUCGUUGAAAAAUUGCAUUGUUUGGGGAGAGGAUGGGCUUUGACAGAGUGAUUUUGUGUAUGUUGGAUGGUUUACGUGCAAAAAAGGAUAAAAAGUGGUGUUUUCCCACUGAGGUUGAUGUGCAGCAGUGCUGCUGGGCGAGGCUGCUGGGUACCUCAAAUGAUGGGGUUUGGGCAUGUUCUUGGCAGCCAAAAUUGAGGUUUUGUGGGCCUGGAGCAGGAUGCAAAACGGUGGCAGAGAUCCUCACUGCAGAAAAUGAGGCCACCAGAUCAUCCAAAGAGCAGGUUUGGUGUUUGCUGGUCAAACACUCCCAGGUAUUUUUGGCAACCUCUGAGCAGUCAGAGAAUUGGGGCUCCUGUGCUGGCACAUCUCACCUAUACUCCACGCCAUAACUUCAGUUAAAUGCAGUGUAUUGGUUUAUACAGCAGUGCUGGUUGUUUUAUAGUAGUUAAGUAGUGAUAAAAUUAAUCUUAUUUCUGCUAGGAAUGGUUGCAUCUGUAGGAAACAGGUUCACUUUCCCUUUGUGAAGCUCCUUGUGGUGUGUGCGGUUCUGAGGCUUUAAAGAUGCGGCAUAAAUUGGGGUAGGUUAAUUUUCCCAGGAAUUUCCAAUUGUGGAGCCAACAGAUCCCCACUUUCAGUGCAAUUGCUGCACCCAUGAGCAUUUGAUAUCCAGGAUGGUGGGUUUUGCAAAACUCAUAAGUUGUUGUAAUGGUGUUAUUCCAUAUUUUGAUAUUUUUGUCUUGACCCAAAUGCAUUUCAGAGCCAAGAGAAGGGCUCAGCAUGAGCUGCUUUUUUAAGGUAGAAGGACAAUCUCUGAUACAUAUUGGAAAUGAAUUUUUAUGAUUGGUCUAAACACAAAUCUGGUGUGUUUUGAUACACACGCAUCCAAUAACUUCAUCAGCCAUGAGAAGACAAAGCCAGCAGUGGUUCUUCAGUUUUUGUAAAUGCGCAGUCCUUCUGUUCAAUAACUGAAUUGUAAUAUUGGAUAACAAAUGGGAAAAUAUUUCCCUCUGUUUGGCAGAUGUUUCACAGCUGCUCUUAGGCCCAGAACAUGUUUGGUUUAACCUAGACAGAUAUGAGAGCCAUCUCAUCAAGCUCUUUCAAAACACACACCAGAAGCAUUUAUAUGAUUAAAUGCUUCUUUAAUUCUGUAAACACCAUGAAAUCAGCAAGGAAAUGACAUUUAAAUGACAUUCAUCACUCAGUUUGCCCCACCAUCAGGAUUUAUUUCUCCAUAAAAUCUGAAUUUGGAAAGAAACCUUUUGUAAAACCUGAAAUUGGAGCUGCUUUUCACUGUCUCAAAAAAUACUGCACAGAAAAGCCACUUUUGGGGUGGAUAGAGAGAAAUGAGCCUUUGUGUCAUCUUUGUUAAUGUAGUAUUGUCAUCCAAGGUGUACAGUAUUGACUUUAGAUAGGAAAACUGAACCAUUUCCUUUUCUUACUAAAUAAAUUGAUGUUAAAACCAGCUGGAACAUAUCCUAGAAAAGCUGCUGGAAGGGAGCAUGUGAGAUGUGGGCAGUGAGGAGAAGCUCCCCUGUUUCUGCCCGCUGUGAAGCGUUGGGGUGGGCAUGGUCUGGUUCCAGCCCAUCCAACACUGCGGCAAGAAUCUGGGACAUCCUGGGCCAAAUGGGCUGGGAACGGAACUGGGGAGAGUGAGAGCUGCAGUCAGUUCAUGGGGACUGCAAGAGCACAUAAAACACCUCGACUCUAGCGUGGGAUCCAUGAAAAUUACGGAUGGAAGGUGAUGGAAAGGACUGUGAGGGCUCUUGGAGUAAAACCCAGGGGAUUACUGAGAGCACAUAAAAAUCCAAACAGCUGGGGAUGUACCUAGGUGACGGAAAGGGGACAGGGGAAGGGUUAUUAUUCCAACAGAAAUAUCCUAAAGUGCUUAAUUCAAGUUAAAAUUGCGUAUUUUUAUCUUCAGCCAACUGGUUUGGAUUUUUAGAAACCGAUGUUAAUUUAAGUCUGUUUAUCUGUUUAUUUUUGUAUUUGUUGUACAAAAGAGAAAUUGUGACUUUACUACACAAAUAUUUUUCGAGGUCCUGGGUGCUAUUAAUUUAAACAUACCUCCCCCAGAAUUAGGGGUGAUCAGGUCCUCCAAGGCAGUCAUGACCUAUCAAUGACUUGCAAUCAUGUGUGCUAGCUAUUCAUGAAUAGGUGGGACAGUACCAGUUUUUUAGCCAAAUAUUGACAGAUUUUAUUUCUGAUACCAAGACAUUUCUCAGCCUGCUAUAUUUCAGAGCAGCUUAAAGAUGCAUCACACCUGUAUCUCACCAGGCCCUCUCCUCCUCAGCCCCAGCUCAGCAGAUCUGUAGGCACCUGAAGCAUCCAGGUGUAGCCAAAGCUGAGGCUGCCUGGUUGUUCUUUUCCAGUAACUUGGGGUUUGGAAGCAAUGGCAUGGUCAUUGCAGAGCACCUGGCUCAGCCCAGUCUCCAGGAAACACAACCAGGGUGAAAUCCAGAGCCUGUGCUGGUGGGGUCUUGGCUCCAUUCAUUCCUUCUUUUUAAGACUUCCAGCCAACAGCUGGUUGAGGAGGCUCCAGUUUGUCACUUGUGCAGUCUAAAUAUUUAGGGCCAGUUCAUAGAGUUGCUUUUCUUUUUUCUUUUUUUUUUUUUAUUUUUUUUAUUUUUCUUUUUUUCUAUGAAAAACGGUGUAUUUUACUUCCUAUGUAUAAAAGUUACUUGUAAAUUUUUGUGUGCCUUUGCAUGUUUUCCAAGGGGCUGUGGUUGUUUAUAAACUAGAUUUUUUUUUUUUUUUGUCUAAACACAGAAUUGUAAAAUAUCUUUUCCUCCCUACCCUUCCAUUUUCUUUUGAUUUCUGAAUUAUUUGUGAAA